AUGAUCAACUAAUCUGAAUACCAAGACAAGAGUUCGAAACCUCAUAAACAACAUGAAAGUACAAGAGCAAUGUCAAAACUCUCUUUUGCUCAGGAAGGUCAAAAGCAAUCUUCUCUUUCAACAAUUUUUGGCAUUACUAAUUCGAUGGUUGGUUCCCUUUGUUUAGUCAUUCCCCAAGUAUUCCAGCAAUGUGGAAUAAUAACAUGCUUAAUAGUGAUGAUCAUUUUAAGCUUGGUUCAAUACAAAACAUGCUAGAUUAUGAUCAUUCAUUAGAAGGAAGAAGAAUUAGACAGUGAGCAUAUGAUUAAGAGAUUAUUAGGAAAAUCUUGGACCUAAGCAUUCAGAGUUACAUCCGGAACUUUAUUAUUUAUUGUUGGAAUUAUUUAUUUUCAAUUAAUAAAUCUAACACUCUACCCCAUAUUGGUGUUGAUAUUCGAAAAAAGCAAUUACACUAAUUAUGCCAUGCCUUCUGAUGGUAUAACUUUUGAUAAGUUUUCAAUUCAAUGGUAAGCAAUAAUUAUUUUCUUGCCAUUGGCCUCGAUGCUGUUACUAAAAGACAUCACAAAAAUAAUCAAGUUUGCACAUUACGGUGUUGUUGCUAUCAUAUGUUAUUGCAUAUUUAUUAUAUACAUCUUCUCAGCAAAUAUGAUAAACAUAAAUGAAUUUAAGGGGGAUAUCACUUGGUUCACUUGGAAUUUCAUUUAGCCAGCAGGAUAAUUUGCAUUUGGUUUCAUGGUACAUAAUUCAGUUGGAUAAUUGAUUAAAAAUAAUGCAAAUAAAGCAAAUAAUUCAAGGGACCUACUAAUAUCUUAUGGGAUCGCAGCUAUUAUUUAUGGAAUCAUAGGUACAUUCGGCGCAAUAGGGAUUAUGGGAAAGACAGCAGUCAAUCCCUCAACAAUAUUGGAUUUCUUUUCAUCAACCGAUUAUGCAGUUUUGUUUAUUGAAGGCCUGUUUUUAGUGCAUUUAGUGGCUGCAUUCCCAAUAUUUCCAUAUAUCAGCAUAUACUAGAUAUUGGAAACAUUCUAUCAUAAGGAAUACCCAUAGAAAUUCUAAUGGGGAUUGAAGGGAGUAUUCAUUUGUUCAUGUUUAAUUGUGUAAUUGUUCAACAUAAAUGUGGGAAUUGUCAUUUCAUUUGAUGGAGCUGUUUGUGGAUUUCUUUUAGUGUAUAUUAUCCCAGUUUACAUGCAUUUUAAAUGCUAUUAUGGUAAUAGAACAAAUGUUGGAGAUGCGUUGUUAGAUCACGAUAGUAAUUGUGUCAAACACAAAAACAUAAAUUAUUUGUCUCUUCCUUUGAGAGUCAUUAUUUAUUUAAUAAUACUCUGCGUGGGCAUAUUUAACAUGAUAAUUUUCUUUUAUGACUUUUUCAAGUGA
Molecule: messenger RNA, 1371 nt
Organism: Paramecium tetraurelia
Lineage: Eukaryota; Ciliophora; Oligohymenophorea; Peniculida; Parameciidae
Exons: 2
Biological process (GO): amino acid transmembrane transport
Molecular function (GO): amino acid transmembrane transporter activity
Source: RefSeq, a predicted model, not a curated record